AUGGUGUAUAAAAGAAUAGGGAAAAGGAAAAGGAAAAAGUUAGGAUACAAAGACUGGUGGGAUAAGGAGUGCACGAGAAAGAAACGAGAAAUAAUAAGAAGAUAUAGGAAAUGGAAGAAAGGUACAGGUAGGAGGGAAGAUUUUAUAAACAGCAAGAGAGAACUUCAGGAGUUGUUGGUAAAGAAGAAGGCAGAGAAGAGAGAAAAGGAAAUGCAGCAAUUAAAAGGGUUAAGGAAUGAGAAGGAGAUAUGGGAUUUUAUAAAUAAACGGAGGACAAAAAGAGAAUGGAUCAACAACGAAAUCCACAAAGAAGAAUGGAGAAAGUAUUUUAUGGAAUUGUUAGAUGGACAUGAGAAACAUACAGCAGAGGAAGAGGAACAUCAGAAGAGAGAUGGCAGCCAGCAGGAAGAGUCAGAAGAUAGAAAGGUUCGAACAGAAGAGGAAAUAAGGAUAGAAAAGGAAGAACUGCAGGAGUUGGAGUCGGAAGAAAUUUGGAGAGCGGUGAGGAAACUCAAAAAAGGAAAAGCAUCAGGGAUUGACGGGAUUCAAAUGGAGGCCUGGAAGUAUGGAGGUGUCACGUCCGGGGAGGUGAGAACGUUGCUAACCUGGUUUCUGUGCUAA
Molecule: messenger RNA, 621 nt
Organism: Ooceraea biroi (clonal raider ant)
Lineage: Eukaryota; Metazoa; Arthropoda; Insecta; Hymenoptera; Formicidae
Product: golgin subfamily A member 6-like protein 22
Source: RefSeq, a predicted model, not a curated record